Molecule: messenger RNA, 3718 nt
Organism: Cinclus cinclus
Lineage: Eukaryota; Metazoa; Chordata; Aves; Passeriformes; Cinclidae
Gene: IPMK
Product: inositol polyphosphate multikinase
Exons: 6
Coding region: 68-1366 (432 amino acids)
Biological process (GO): inositol phosphate biosynthetic process
Cellular component (GO): nucleus; cytoplasm
Molecular function (GO): inositol-1,4,5-trisphosphate 3-kinase activity; inositol tetrakisphosphate kinase activity
Source: RefSeq, a predicted model, not a curated record
GGCCACAGUCGCCGCCGGAGCGCGGCCAGCCCCCGCCCGCUGCCUUCAGCUUCCCCAUCGCCGGGACAUGGCCACGGAGCCCCCGCGGCCGACGGGGCGCCCCGAGGGCGGGCGCGGGUGCUGCGCGGGCGGCGGGCGCGGCGAGACGGAGGAGGCCGAGGCCGCGGCCCAGCCGGUGCUCGGCGCCUCCCUCGGCCCCGCGGCGGCGGGGGGCGGCCGGCGGCGGGCGCUGAACGGAUGCGUGCCGCUGUCGCAUCAGGUGGCUGGGCACAUGUACGGCAAGGAUAAAGGCGGCAUACUACAGCAUCCAGAUGGAACUGUCCUGAAGCAGUUGCAGCCACCACCACGUGGUCCCAGGGAGCAAGAGUUCUACAACAAGGUCUAUGACUCUGAAUGUUGUGACAGCAUUCUUCUGGAGCUGCGGGAAUAUCUGCCGAAAUACUUCGGUGUCUGGUCACCACCCACUGCACCAAAUGAUACAUACCUAAAACUGGAAGAUGUGACCCGUAAGUUUAACAAGCCCUGCAUAAUGGAUGUAAAAAUAGGUCAGAAAAGUUAUGAUCCUUAUGCUUCAGCGGAGAAGAUACAGCAGCAGGUCAGCAAGUACCCGCUGAUGGAAGAGAUUGGCUUUUUGGUUCUUGGAAUGAGGGUGUACCAUGUGUCUUCAGACAGCUAUGAGACACAAAACCAGCACUAUGGAAGGAGCUUGACUAAGGAAACAGUGAAGGAUGGCAUCUCAAAGUUUUUCCACAGUGGGUACUGCUUGAGAAAAGAUGUGGUAGCUGCCAGCAUUCAGAAGGUUGAAAAGAUUCUGGAGUGGUUUGAGGGCCAGACGCAACUCAACUUCUACGCAAGCUCAUUGCUGUUUGUCUAUGAAGGUUCUUAUCAAGUGACAACCGUGCGCUUGAGUGAUGUCACCUUGGCAGAGAAGAGAAGAGUACCCAAAGGCCUGUUAUCAGGUGGAGAUGUAUUGGAGUAUAAUAAUAAUAUUCAUGUAAUAAAUUCUACAGAGAAUGGAAAAAUUGAAGCCUCUGUAAGUAAAGGCUUGUCUAAGUUUUAUGCACUUCACAAAAAGGCGUGUUCGAAGGGGCACCACAGUCAGCUCUCGCUAAAAGUUGAAAACUCAGAGCAAGACAAUGUGUGGAAAACCAGCACAUGCAUUACACAGGAGCACCUGAAUGGAAAUGUUCUACCCCAACUGGAAAAAGUUUUCUAUCACAUGCCAGCAGAGACCAAGGAAAGUGCAAAUGUUGAAGUCCGAAUGAUCGAUUUUGCUCAUGUGUUUCCUAGCAACACAAAGGAUGAGGGCUAUAUUUAUGGUCUGAAGAAUCUAAUCACAGUACUGCAAAAUAUUUUGGAUAACUAAAUUCUUUGCUAUGUUUUUUAUUGGGGGCCAAUGAUAAAGAGCAACAACAUGAAGAAUUUCUGCACUUGUAAUGAUGUAUUAUAACUGGGUUUGUAUUGUUCUAUAUUUUAUUUGUCUUUGUACUUUUGGUAGAAGGGUUUAACUUUUUAUAAUUUCACUCAGGAAAAAUAUUGAUAGUUAAUUAGGAAGUGUGAAAGGAUGAAGAUACUUGAGAUAAAGCAGGAUAGGUAAAUUAAUAGAAUGAAAUGUAUGUGGUUGGCUUAAGUCAAAGGACUACCAGAAGCAAGGGUUAUGUUAGUUCCUGUAAUGACUUUAGCAUAGAUUACAUUUUUGCCCAUUUAGCCUUGACACUGAGCCACAUCUCCAUUAAGAGGUGUUUAGAAAAAAAAUUGAAAGUUGUAAGGUGGAGGAUUGAUGUCCUCAGUGCUGCCCUUGUGUUUACUGUAUUUGAAUAACUGGAGUAACUCUGCUUGAAGAGAAAUCCUGUUCUGUGUCAGCAGUCUCACCCGAAGCCAGUGCAUCCCAAAGUGCUUUUCCGUGUCACGGGACUAUAUUGUUGUUCUUUCAGCCCUUCCCCCUUUGUGGAUGUCUGUAGCUGAUGCUCACCACAGAUGAGCUACCACGUAAUUUGUGUUGAGGUGCUAAGAAAAUGCUGGAGUACAAUACCAUAACAGGCUUAAACUGCACAACUUCUAAAGAAGCUGUUUGUUCCUAAGAAUGAGGGAAAGAAGGAAAAUGCAAGAUGUUCCAGGAACUAAUUUGGUUUAGGAGAUUGUCAGUCUGUUAAUGGUGUCUGAUGCUGUGAUUAAGGAAAAUGUCUCACUGUUGUUCUCAUGGCCCUUCUCCAACGACAUUGCUUUAAAAAGCAAACUAGUAGAAUGGGGAAACAAGUGUUUUGGGCAAGUCUCUGCUGGCUGUAAGCCACUUGCAUUUUUGCAGUGAGCAUUUGAUGCUUCAGCUGCUGGGGAGCACUGACUGGAACCACAAGCAAUACAGGUGGAGGAGCCUCCUGCAAGAUUGUUCAGCCUUGGAGCCACUAGCUGUACCACUGUUUGUGCCAGUGGAGCUGUGGCCCUUCCAUCCUGGGCUGCAGAUACUGCAGGUUUCUUUAAUGACACACAGGCAAGAUGUGUAAUAUGAAAGCUGUCCUAUUUCCUUCCUUAUCACAAGAAAAUUUCAACUUUUGUAUGGAAUACUUGAGAUCAGGAUGAUGUAUGCAAAGUAGUUUUGGUGUGUCUCUCCUCUAUGCUGUGUAGGUGGCUGUGCUGCCAUACAUAUUACAGUGAGCUAUAUGAAAAGUGGGAAUGGACAAGUCUUGCCAUCCCUAGAUAGAGCAAGAUUUUAAUGUUUAAAACAUUUCCAGGGUGAAAAUGUUUUAGAAUGGGUUUGGUCAUUGGAAUCAUACAUCUUUUUCAUGUGGACUUAGUGACCCUGUGGCCUUGCUGCUCUCUCUGUAUGAUGUUCUGCACUAUGCACUCAGCUGUGUACACAUCUUGACAAGUUCUUCAUUGGACAUCUGUUUUCUACAUGACAGAGAUUCAUACUUUUUCAAGCAAAUAUGCUGUUUUAAAUAAAGCUGAAUUUUUAGCUGUGUUUGAGAACUUGGGUUAAUUGGGAGAAACAGGGUAUUACUGUUGUGUAGAAUUACAUGGUUUAAACUUUAGAGCUCAUAUUUGCCAAUAUAUUCAAGAUUGAAACCAGUCUUUUAGUAAUAUGGUGUUUUAGAAGUAGGGAAAAAGGGACUUGCAGGAAUGGUGAGACCAGCAUGUUGAAAAUUUUAUGUGAAAUACAGUGGAGUCUGAUGGGGAAAGUACCAGGAAGAGAGGGACUUUUUUUCCUACCUAGUAUUUCUCUUGCACCUUAUAGUUAAUAUAUUCCCAACUUUCUGUGAAUUAAUUUAAGCCAUAUCCUAGAAAGUUUGUGGUUUUGUUUGCUUUGUCACUGGUUUCUCUGUUAGGAUUUUGUUGUUCUAUCCCCUAAAUAGUCAACACGAGAGUAGUCCAGACUGAUAGUGGCCUUGUAUGAUAAAGUUACAAGGUUUUAUAGGAAAAUACAGGCAAAAACAUUUAAAUAUCUUUAUUUUUGUCCUCUGUAAUUCAUCUCUUCUGGAUUUUUAAUCCAUUUUGUACCAGAGAAAUGAGGCAUUUUCCUCAAGUCAGUUAUUGGAAAAUGAUUAGUAUGCACUUAGUACCAUGCACUCUCCUGUCUCAGCUUUAAGAUACUUGUCCUUGGUGUUUGAAUGCUCUUUAAGUAUUGAUUAUUUUGUUGGCUAUGGCAGUAUUUGUAACAUGCCCGGAAUAUUGUCAACCUGUCAGAAUAUUUUAAAUAAAAAAAUGUAUCAUGUUUUUUGUA